ACUAAAUUGUCCGUAGGUGCGAAUGUGAAUGGUUGUUUGUCGAUAUGCGCCUUCCGGGUUUGUGCUGCCUUUCACCCAAACGUUCUAUAGUUUGAAAAUGUCAGUACACGCAAUCUCUUUCAGAACGUGUUAAUGACGAAAAUUUGAUGACGGGGAUAUGAAAAUAGUGUAAAUCUCAUAUAAAGGGAACCUGCGGGAAAUAAGUGUGAGAUUUAGAAGAAAUGGCCCAUCGCUGGCAUAUUACUCGUCAGGGCGAGCUCACUGUGAACACUUAACAGCCGGAGCAUUAGAAUGCAUUAAGUGCUGCAAUCAAGGACGUCUGUGUCUUGUCUUGAACAAAGCAAUAUCCAUGGAAACGGACGUGCCAGUUGAAAAAGUCAUCGCGGGGCGUGCUUAUGUCAUCUGAGAAAAGCGCAGAAUGACAAUGGGCAAAUACGUCAUUUCACUUUGGAGACGUCACGCGCACGCCCCCACAUUCAUUCAUCUUCACUCACACGCUUGAGAAUUCGAGCAACCGGUUUAAAUCGAACUGUAUAUACUCAAAUACAUGGACUACUUAGUUGAGAGGUCACUAAAGUACAUUUUAGAAGAACUGUUUUGGGCCUUGACCUGAUAUCACAGACCUGCAUUGCUACCAUUCUUAUAAUCACACGCUUCCCAGGAUAUCCCUUACGAGUGAGUAGUGAGCAAUGAAGUCGUCUGUCGAUUGGAUUUUUUGUUUUUUAAAACCACUGACGUCACCUGGGAGCAUCGAGCCCAGCGCCGCAGUCGGUCCUGAGAUGAAUGCACAAUAUUUAAAUGGAACCGAGCCGGUUCUCUCACUCCACCCUGUGGGCUCUUCAUGUCAACACAGUCUUGCUCUAGAGACUCACUGUACUGUAACUCAAAUGGAAUUCCUAUAUGGAUGGAUUGGGGUUUUUUCUUUUUUGGGAAAUAUCUGAAACAACAAAAAAUUACCAAGCGGCAUCCAUGAGAGCAAAUAGGCUGUUAGAGGAAUUAUUCAAUGUUGGCUCUGUUGAGUCACUGCAAUACUUUUGCAGGCCUUUCAAUAACAUCACAGCCUUGCAUUGACCUGAGACGUCACUGCAGUGAGGGCAAACAUGAAAGUAGCUUAAUGCAUCAUCACGGUGUGUGUGUGUAUGUGUGUGUGUGUGUGUGCGCUUCUGUGUUCCGGACACUUUUGGACUCAUUUAUUAAAGGCGAGGUGGAAGCCACCUUGAGCGAGCACGCUAAUGAAUGGCAGCGGGGUUCACCUCAAUCACUAAAGUAGACAAGCCACAUGAAGGCACUUUUGUCUUUCAGCACCACGGAGAGCUCCGAUACUGCUGGCUUUUCUGAGCCGACAGGGGGCGCAGUCGUCCCAUUCCACACGGCCACUGAAAUAUACCAUCCAACUUAAAGCGGCGUCAUUAAAAAAUAAAAAAAGAAAGAAAGAAAGAAAGAAAUGACAGAAAUAACUAACACCAGCUUGCUGCGCGUGUUGUUUGUGGUUAACCGGCUUUCAAUAUCCUCUUCGUUUGAUUCAAGUUGCGCGUAAGCUUUCAAUAAAUUAUUAGAAAGCGCGAGCGAGACAGCGGAAGAGGGAGAAGGGGGGGGGAAAAAAAAGAGGGGGUGGGGUGCAUAUCAUUUAAUGCACCCCCUGUCAAACCACAGUCGGUCCAGUAUAGAACGCCUUAAAGGUGACCAACAUGCAAAAAGUUGCUUUCAAAGGCGAUUAGUAAUUCGAAGCCGGGUUUGUUUCCAUUUCCGACGGUGAUUUAAUAGCCAGAAGGGAGCAUCCCACUCCCCAGCCCACUUCCGCGGCUCUCCGGCGAUCGCGUCGCGGCGACGGUGGCGGUUGGCGGCGGACAGAAUAGCGGUGUGGAUGUGAGGCUUCGGACUGAUGUCUCUGCCUAAUAUCAGGAAUCUUAAGUGUCUCUCGCCCGUCAUGUGCCAGUGUAAGGUCAUCUGCAGCAACCGGACCCUGUCGCUCAUGUUCGGGUGUAAGAAGUACAGGUACCAGGAUGAGGAGACGCCCCCCUUGGAGCACAGCCCGGCACAUCUGGCUCCGGGGAAAAGUGCCGAAAUGCUGCACAUGAGCGACAAGAACCUCGCCGCCAUGGAGGCCAUCCACGGCUACACGCCGCACACGCAUAUCUCUCCUGUCAAGCCUGUAUUGAUGUCUACAGGACACACUCCAAUGUACACUUCUGCUGUUUCCACACUGGUAAGAGCACUAACCUGCGCCUGUAGGGAAAGCCCGAAUGUUGUCAUGCUCUGUCAUCACUGUCCAGACUUGCAUGUGUGCUCGUUUCCUGUCAUUUUCUUCAAUCUGGUUUUGGCCCAGGUCUCUUUCAGAUUAAUAUGA
Hippocampus comes (tiger tail seahorse) is the source of this 2347-nucleotide messenger RNA. RefSeq names its product discs large homolog 1-like protein. The record is from RefSeq and is a predicted model, not a curated record. The transcript has 3 exons. The coding region runs from base 1883 to 2347 and encodes 154 amino acids. Lineage: Eukaryota; Metazoa; Chordata; Actinopteri; Syngnathiformes; Syngnathidae.